Messenger RNA from Prinia subflava (tawny-flanked prinia), 5751 nucleotides. RefSeq names its product SET domain bifurcated histone lysine methyltransferase 1 (gene SETDB1). Gene Ontology annotation, cellular component: nucleus. The record is from RefSeq and is a predicted model, not a curated record. Lineage: Eukaryota; Metazoa; Chordata; Aves; Passeriformes; Cisticolidae. Gene Ontology annotation, molecular function: DNA binding; zinc ion binding; protein binding. Gene Ontology annotation, biological process: negative regulation of gene expression; heterochromatin organization. Bases 158 to 4024 code for a protein of 1288 amino acids. The transcript has 22 exons.
ACAGGAAUCCAUUCCCGGAUUUCGGGGAUUUUCCCCCGCCAGGGGGCGGCAGCGCGGGCGGCGCGCGCAGGAAGUGACGUCACGCGGGGCCGGUCGCGCGCGCCAGGUUCCGCUCCGGUUCCGCUCCGGUUCCCGGGACCGGCGGCGUGCGGCAGAGAUGGAUUCCCCGGACAUGAAAGAGCUGCAGGAGGAGGUGAUGGAUGACCUGGGGAUCUCCUUGGAGGAGCUCCAGGAAAUCAUCGACAAAGAAGUGGAGAACUCGGAGUGGGUGAAGCAGCGCAAGCAGCAGCUGGAGGAGCUGGAGGAGUGCAUGAGGCACAAGGAGGAGGAGGUGGCCCACGUUGACCAGCUCAUUGACGAUGCCAUGAGGGCCAUCGACAAGUGCGAGACGCUGGCCAAGGAGCUGUACUCCAUGAUGGGGCUGCAGUACCGCGACAGCAGCUCGGAGGACGAGGCGCCGGCGCCCGCGGAGGUGAUCGAGAUCGCCGACGAGGAGGACGACGACGUCCUGAGCGUGGACUCGGGCUGGAAGCGCAGCAGCAGCAGUCCCAGAAUCUCCAGGGAUCAGAGUCUGCUGCGGGAAGCAAUGGUUGCCAUGAGGAAAUCUGCCCGGGACGUUGCGAAAUUCAUGGAUGCUGUGAACAAGAAGACGAACUUGCAGGAGGCACAGAAAGAUGCACAACCCCCUCAGGAACCUCCUGGCACUGUCCAGCCUGUCACUGUCCCUGCAGCCCCUGGCAAUGAUCUCAACACUGAUGGGGACCUCAAAGUGGGCAUGAGGAUUUUGGGGAAAAAAAGAACCAAGACAUGGCACAAGGGGACGUUGAUUGCCAUCCAGACGGUUGGUGCUGGCAAGAAAUACAAAGUGAAAUUUGAUAAUAAAGGAAAGAGUUUGCUCUCGGGCAACCACAUUGCCUACGAUUACCACCCGUCUGCUGAGAGGCACCACGUGGGCAGGAGGGUGGUGGCCAGGUACAAGGAUGGCAACCAGAUUUGGCUCUAUGCUGGGAUCGUGGCUGAGACCCCCAACCUCAAGAAUAAAGACAGGUUCCUGAUCUUCUUCGACGACGGCUACGCGUCGUACGUGAAGGAGUGGGAGCUGUACCCGGUCUGCCGGCCACUGAAAAAGGCCUGGGAAGACAUUGAGGACGUUUCCUGUCGGGAUUUCAUUGAGGAGUACAUCACUGCCUACCCCAACCGGCCCAUGGUGCUGCUCAAGAGUGGGCAGCUGAUCAAAACCGAGUGGGAAGGCACCUGGUGGAAAUCCAGAGUGGAGGAAGUGGAUGGGAGUCUGGUGAAAAUCCUUUUCCUGGAAGCUCUUCCCAUGGGAACUGUGAGCUCUUCCUUCUCGUUCCCACAAGAGGACAGACGCUGUGAGUGGAUUUACCGGGGCUCCACUCGCCUCGAGCCCAUGUUCAGCAUGAAAACUUCCACAGCUUCCACCCAGGAGAAGAAGCAGAGUGGGCAAGCCAGGACUCGUCCCAACGUUGGUGCUGUGAGGAGCAAGGGCCCUGUGGUCCAGUACACGCAGGAUUUGGCAGGAGCUGGUCCCCAGUACAAGGCUCCAGAGCCGCCGCCAGCUGCACGUCCUGCGUCUCCUCAGCCCGUGGAGAUGGAGUGCUCGGACACGCAGCAGGCGCAGGGCAGGAAGCAGGUGGCCAAGAAGAGCACGGCCUUCCGCCCCGGCUCCGUGGGCUCCGGCCACUCGUCCCCGUCCUCCCCUGUCCUUGGGGACCCCCCGGCAGCCGGGAGAGCCCUUCCAGCCCUGCAGCACCGCAUCCCUGGCAGCAGCAGCGGCGGCGGCGGCGGCCCCUCGCAGCCCUUCCACGGCAUGCUGGACCGCGUCCCCAGCGAGCCGUCCUACCGCGCCCCCCUCGAGCGCCUCUUCUACCUGCCCCACGUGUGCAGCUACACCUGCCUGUCGCGGGUGCGGCCCCUGCGCAGCGACCAGUACCGCAGCCGCAACCCGCUGCUGAUCCCGCUGCUCUACGACUUCCGGCGCAUGACGGCGCGGCGCCGCGUCAACCGCAAGAUGGGAUUCCACGUGCUCUACAAGACGCCCUGCGGGCUGUGCCUGCGCUCCAUGCACGAGAUCGAGCGCUACCUCUUCGAGACGGACUGCGACUUCCUCUUCCUGGAGAUGUUCUGCCUGGACCCCUACGUGCUGGUGGACCGCAAGUUCCAGCCCUACAAGCCCUACUACUACAUCGCCGACAUCACCAAGGGCAAGGAGGACGUGCCGCUGUCGUGCGUCAACGAGAUCGACAGCACGCCGCCGCCGCAGGUGGCCUACAGCAAGGAGAGGAUCCCCGGCAAGGGCGUCUACAUCAACACCAGCUGGGAGUUCCUCGUGGGCUGCGACUGCAAGGACGGCUGCAGGGACAAAUCCAGGUGUGCCUGUCACCAGCUGACCAUCCAGGCCAGCGGCUGCACCCCCGGAGGGCAAAUCAACCCCAACUCGGGCUACCAGCACAAGCGGCUGGAGGAAUGUCUCCCCACAGGCGUUUACGAGUGCAACAAGAGGUGCAAGUGCAACGUGAACAUGUGCACGAACCGCCUGGUGCAGCACGGGCUGCAGGUGCGGCUGCAGCUCUUCAAGACCCAGAACAAGGGCUGGGGCAUUCGCUGCCUCGACGACAUCGCCAAGGGCUCCUUCGUCUGCAUCUACGCAGGGAAAAUCCUCACGGACGACUUUGCUGACAAAGAGGGGCUGGAGAUGGGCGAUGAGUACUUUGCCAACCUGGACCACAUCGAGAGCGUGGAGAACUUCAAGGAGGGCUACGAGAGCGACGCCAAGUGCUCGUCGGACAACAGCGGCGUGGACCUCAAGGACGACGACGACAACGAGAACACGGGCACGGAGGAGCUGGAGGAGUCCAACGAGGACAGCUCCGACGACAACUUCUGCAAGGACGAGAGCUUCAGCACGAGCUCGGUGCUGCGCAGCUACGCCACGCGCCGGCAGACGCGCGGCCAGCGCGACCCCGCCGAGCCGGCGCCCAAGGAGGCGGCGCUGCCGCGGCCCCUGGGCCACGACGAGCCCGCCACGGCCGCCCCCUGCAAGCUGCCCGCGUCCGAGGAGACCUCCAAGAACAAAGUGGCCUCGUGGCUGAGCUCCAACAGCGUGGCCGAGAGCUUCCAGGACAGCGACAGCGCCUCGUCCUUCAGGACGGGCGAGGGGGGAGAGGCCAAGGCUGUGAAGAUGGAGAUCCCCGCCGAGAGGGAGAAGGGCUGCGCUCCCGCGCCGGGAGAUCUCAACGGGGAGGCAAAGCCAGCCAAGAAGGAGGAACCCGAAGAACCAACCAGAAUUCCUGGGCUGAGCGGGCUGGGGAGGAGGUACGGCUACAACCCGUGUCCCCCCAAGCUGGACGGGAUCCGCCGGCCCCUGAGCGGCUCCGCGCUGCUGCAGAGCCGCCGGCGCUCGCUGGGCCUGCCGCCCCUGGAGGACGUGCUGACGCUGUCGAGCAGUACCGACAGCGACGAGGAGAACAGGGCAGGGCAGGCCCCGGGCACCACCAACGACAGCGACGACAUCCAGACCAUUUCCUCGGGAUCCGAGGAGGAGGAAGGGGAGGACAAGAAGAAUCAGUCAUCCGGCUCAGGCCCCGUGAAGAGACAGGUGGCAGUGAAAUCCACGCGGGGCUUCGCCCUCAAGUCCACGCACGGCAUCGCCAUCAAGGCGACGCCGCUGGCGGCGGCCGACAAGGGCGAGAGCGCGGGGCCGGUGCGGCGCAGCACGCGGCAGUUCUACGACGGCGAGGAGAACUGCUACAUCAUCGACGCCAAGCUCGAGGGCAACCUGGGCCGCUACCUCAACCACAGCUGCACCCCAAACCUCUUUGUGCAGAACGUCUUCGUGGACACCCACGACCUUCGCUUCCCCUGGGUCGCCUUCUUCGCCAGCAAGCGGAUCCGAGCUGGCACGGAGCUGACCUGGGAUUACAACUACGAGGUGGGCAGCGUGGAGGGCAAGGAGCUGCUGUGCUGCUGCGGGGCCAUCGACUGCCGGGGCCGCCUGCUCUGAGCCCCUGCUCCCCCAGGACCCCCCUCUGCAGAGGCCUGGUGCUCACUUUCCCUCAGUGAGGGUAAAGUUUCUUCUCAAGAGGUUCUCAGUUCUUCCAUUCGCCUGGAAACCACAGAUGGACAUGGAGCAGGGCAGACCCGGGCUGUGCUGGGGGUGAUUCCCAGCCCUGGGCUUCUCCCACCUUCCAGAAGCUCCAGUUAUCCCACAAGGCAAAGGCUCCCUCAGGGAAGGAGCUUUUCCUGCUCUCUUCCAGCUUUCCACCAAAUUCAAGGCACAAACCUCAUUUUUCCAGCAGCAAGCACUUCCUCAGUAUUCCCAGGAAGUGCUUCCCAGUUGGGACUGAGGCCUUGAAAGUGGGAGGGAGGAUGGUGGAAGAAAUCCGUGGAAGACUGGACCAAUCAGGAUUUAUAGAGUUCAAGUGAAAAAAGACAAAAAGUAAGUUUAUCUGUGUUCACCUGUGAGCUGUUUUAAAGAAUCUUUUAGUUGCUAAAAAGCAAUAAAAGUGUGUUUUUCUAUUAAAAAACCCCUACCCUGACCUUGAGACACAAAGAAGCCUGAAGAAGCAGGGCUGAACCCCUGCCCUCGUUCCUGUGGGGUUUGCAGGAAAAAUGCCAGAGGUGGAUGGGCCCAGCCUAAGGGAUAAGGAGCUCCCACAUUUUCACCUUUCCUUGACCUUUCCUCAAAACAAACACUCCUUAAACCCUCCAGCUGGGAAAAUGACAGGGAAACAGGUUGGGUUUUUCUUGUGGAAGCAGCUCCGGUGCCUGUCCCUGUCCCUGUCCCUGCAGGGAGGCGGCAGCUGGGACAGCCCCGGACGGGCUCUGGGCACCGGGCAGGGCAGGGAGGAACCGGGCACGGAUCCAGAGGGAAAAUCAAAAUCACCGGGGUCUGACAGCCACGCACAGCCCCAGGUGUGGGGCUCGGGUUCCUUUUCUGUUUGCAGGGUGGGGGAAGGCACCGGGCAGAUCCAAAGGGUUCAAAAAACCACCCUGGGAACAGAAUGAAAGAGGUGAAGUUUGACAAACUGGGAUCAAAUCUCACAUUAUUGACGUGGAAAACCCCAAUCUGGGGGUGGUGGAGCCAGUUCCAACCAUCCCACCCCCCACAGCCAACACCAGCCCAGCUCAACGCAGCCCUGAACAAGGGAGGCCUGUUGGGUUUUUUCCUGCUAAAUAACCUUUUUUUCCUUUGUAAAAUAAAACCUUUCUGGGGCCUCCUGGAGCUCCAGUUCCAUCCCGAGUGUCCACCUGAAUGGAGGCUUUGUCAUCCCAGCGGGGCCGCAGCUCCUCAGGGAACCCAAACCCCUGCUCCAGCCUGGGGUUGAAGACUUGGAGAACUUUAAGGAGAAAAAAGAAAAUAUAAAAGCCGUCAAAAUCCUCAACUCUGCCCAUUUUUAGCACUGCCUAAAGGAUCUAUGCCAAAAUAACCCCCCACCCCAGGGCCCUUGUGCCACUCACAGAAUAUGCCCAAAUCCUGUAUUUUUUUUUACCCAAGUUUAUUAGUUUAACUUCUAAUAUAUUUAACCUUUUAUUUAUUUUUUUUUAAAAAACAAGAACAACAAAACACGUUUUGGUCUGACAUUGGUUAAUGGUCCUUUUCCCCCCACCCCUCCGUGCUGGGAGGUCUCACAGCAUCCCGGGGGAUGCAGGAGACAGAGCCAAGCCCGGCUCCUUCUGUCUUCCAAAUAAAUAGAAAGAAAAGGAAAAAAAAAAAAAAAAAAAGAAAAA